CACUGAACCUGGAGUCCACUGCAACAGGACACGCCCGCUGAGGGGCCUCCCAAAAGAAACAGUGGGGGCAGAGCCGGACUGUUUCCUGCGCUUUGCCUCUCCCACAGCAAGAGACGCGGGGCACUGAAGCAGGCCCGUCAGCACAAGCUGCAUUACCUGGGAGGCAGUCUGAAGGCUCCCUUGGUGCCUGAGCUCUGAGCCCACGGGGCACUGUGCUAGGGCAGGGAUCACAUGGGGAGAUGCGGGCCCUCCUAAGGCAGGUGCCACAGGAGGCAAGAGGGAAGGGUGGAGCUAGCUGGGGGCUCUGCACCGAUGCUCACCUGCUGCCUGUGUGCUUGCUCAAAGGCCCUUAUGAAGCUCAAUGAAGCAGAGGUCCUGAGGAACUCCAUGGGGAAGACAGCAACUGUGUUAGACUGCUUUGAGGAGGCGACCUUCUUCAGCCUCAAAGCGGAGGUCUGCUGUAAUCUAGGACGCGUGGGGCUGGCCAAGAAAAUGACCAGGCAGGUGCUGAGCCUUCUGAAAAAGCGUCCUCAGACACACUCCGGAGUCUUUGUCAAGUCUCUGUGGGAAAGGUUUCAGGGUGCUCUUUGUGACACAAACAGAAGAACACCCUCUCUUCUGCUAGAGGCUCGGAGGAAGAAGCUAGCCUGGAUGCUUCAGCAGACCCGCUGCCUCUCCUUACUGGGGCACCUCUACAGCCUGGAGGGCACAUCAGGAGGACGGAGGUUCUCCCGCCUGGCAGCUCUCAUGAAAGCCAACGUGGACAGGAGAAUGGACUCCUCUCAGGAAGAAGACUCCCACCCCGAAAACUGCCUUUCCAUCCCUGCUUUUCUCAGUGUGUCUUAGUAAAACAUCUGUUCUCUUAUGGUGGUGGUUGUCAGGCCUUGCCAGGGAAGGUUCAGGUUGGAAAUAAGAAGAAAGUUCUCAGAAAAGGAGAGCUUGC
Molecule: messenger RNA, 943 nt
Organism: Anas platyrhynchos (mallard)
Lineage: Eukaryota; Metazoa; Chordata; Aves; Anseriformes; Anatidae
Source: RefSeq, a predicted model, not a curated record